Olea europaea var. sylvestris is the source of this 1494-nucleotide messenger RNA. RefSeq names its product multiple organellar RNA editing factor 4, mitochondrial-like. Gene Ontology annotation, biological process: chloroplast RNA modification; cytidine to uridine editing. NCBI's taxonomy places the organism in Eukaryota, Viridiplantae, Streptophyta, Magnoliopsida, Lamiales, Oleaceae. The transcript is spliced from 4 exons. Bases 67 to 1206 code for a protein of 379 amino acids. Gene Ontology annotation, cellular component: chloroplast. The record is from RefSeq and is a predicted model, not a curated record.
GUUAGCUUAAAACCCUAAACCUGAGUCCCCAACUUUCCACCACUACAAACAACUCCUCCACCGCCUAUGGCCCUUAACUCACUCCGCCUUCGCGGCACCCGAUUCCUCUCCUCCUCCCUCCUCCACCACCACUUCUCCCUCCUCCACUCUGAACCCAUUUUGCCACAACCUUCUACCCCUUCCUCCAACACUACCAUCACAUUCGCUACUGGAACCUUUCUCUCCCAAUCAAGGCGAUCCUUAACUUCCACUACCACACUGUCCCUAUCUUCUCGGAACCGCUCGUUCAACCCGGAGACCGACGAGAUCGGGCCGGACACCAUCCUCUUCGAAGGAUGCGAUUACAAUCACUGGCUUAUCACCAUCGAUUUCCCCAAGGAUCCCGCCCCCACUCGCGAAGAAAUGAUCGAAUUCUAUGUCCAGACUGCAGCCAAAGUAUUCGGAAGUGUGGAAGAGGCGAAGAAGAAAAUAUAUGCAAUAAGUACAACUACAUAUCAAGGCUUUCAGGUUGAGUGUUCAGAGGAAACAUCAGAGAAGUUUAAGGGUCUACCUGGAGUUGUAUUUAUAUUACCAGAUUCCUACAUCGAUCCUGUAAAUAAGGAAUAUGGAGGAGACAAGUAUGUCAAUGGAGAAAUUUUUCCUAGACCACCGCCACUUUAUAGAGGGAGACAGGGAGGAAACAGGCAAAGUCGUCCGAGAGGCCAAACAUCAUAUCAGCAAGGAAAUGCAUCUUAUAAUGACUCACCACCGAGAAAUCAUGGUUGGAACUAUGGCCCACCACCACAGCAGCAGAACUAUGGCCCACCGCCGCCGCAGCAGAACUAUGGCCCGCCGCCGCAGCAGCCGAACUAUGGCCCACCUUCACAGCAGCCAAACUUUGGGCCACCUUCACAGCAGCCGAACUAUUGCCCACCUCCACAGCCAAACUAUGGCCCACCUCCACAGCCAAACUAUGGCCCACCGCCACGGCAAAACUUUGGGCCUUCACAGCAUCACAGUCAUGGCCAGCCACCAAAUUUCCCACCUCAACAGAAUUACAGUCCACCUGGAGCAGGGGAAAGAAGUGGUCCUGCACCACCAAAUUAUACCCCUGGAGGAUGGGAUAACAGCAGGAGAGAUCCAAUGCCUUCAUUCCAGGGAAAUUACGAGCAGUCUGGGAAUUAUAAUGUUCAAGGACAAAGUGAUUUAUCACGAAGAAAUCAGUAGAGUGUACCUCCCGAGCAAAAGGGCUUUAUUAGACACGAUCAAACCCAUGGAAUUGAUCACAAGUUUUCUCAGGUUGAUCAGAGGAGCAACAAGUAAGCACGAGAACAUAAAAAAAAAUUCUUCGAUUGGGGGAUAGAUAACUCUCUCUUUUGUUAGUCUUUAUUAGUUGCUCUUGAAAUGGUUGCAGAUUGUUAAUAUGUUAAUUCACUGUGGCAUUAUGCAAAAGGCUUAAAUAAUCUUCUCAUUCUGUGCAAGUGUUUGAUUUCCGUUUGAGAGUGAUUGGUUUUA